Messenger RNA from Drosophila novamexicana, 1137 nucleotides. RefSeq lists its product as uncharacterized. Lineage: Eukaryota; Metazoa; Arthropoda; Insecta; Diptera; Drosophilidae. The transcript is spliced from 2 exons. Gene Ontology annotation, molecular function: ubiquitin protein ligase binding. The record is from RefSeq and is a predicted model, not a curated record. Gene Ontology annotation, biological process: proteasome-mediated ubiquitin-dependent protein catabolic process; regulation of proteolysis. Gene Ontology annotation, cellular component: cytoplasm. The coding region runs from base 90 to 1109 and encodes 339 amino acids.
CAAACACCGAAAAUAUAUGUCUUUUACAUUUACGACUCCAAGCAAUCGGUUAUACUAACAAAUUUUUAUAGUAUUUAAAAAUUUUCCAUAUGAUGUUCUGCAAGUUACGUCGCCUUGAAUUGCUCCGUAGUGGGCAAUUGUCGGACUGUGAGCUGCAUGUGUGGUAUAUGGAUAAGUUUAAAAAGAGCUGCUGCCGCCAGUUUCAGUGUCACAAGGUAAUGCUGGCCUCCGCCUCGGAGGAGUUCGAGCGCAUGUUCGAACAGACGGAAACCAGAACCAGAAACAUGCUGGUGAUGAAUGUGAAUGAUGCCUCGCCCGAUGCAUACGAGACCCUUCUGCUCUACAUCUACACCUAUGAGAUAUACAAUGACAUAACUAUCGAGAUGUGUCCAGAUCUCAUCUAUUUGGCAACCAAAUAUAAGAUGCCCGACUUUGUCGAUGGCUAUAUUGGCAAGUUGGCCAACCAGAAUUGGCCUAUGGGCACGGUGCUGAAAAUCUUUCAGCUGGCCAACGAGCAUAAUCGACCGGCCAUGAUGAAGCUGGUGGGAAAGAAAAUUGUGCCCUUUGCGAAUAAGCUGCUCAAUGACAACUCUUUUCUCAAAUUCUCCGUUAAGGAGCUACAUGCGCUGAUGGUCAUUUUGAAAAGCGCGGGCACCGUUUCAGACAAGGAGCUGCUGCAGUCCUUGAAGAAGUAUCAGGUAUACAACAAUUUGCAUUAUAGAAAUAUGGCGUGCUUUCAGCAAUUUGUCGAGGUGACGCAUCUAUUUGGCGAGCCACUCUUCGAGGCGGACGGCACCUUGGCCAUAAGCGACAAUGACGAAAAUGAAAUAGAAGCAGCUGAAUCGCCAGAAGAACCGUUUGUAGAGGAACCAGAACUACCACAAUCACUAACACCUAAGGAGGUCGCAGCUGCAGCAGAAAUACAACCAAUAUCUGGCGAGGACAAACCUGAAGACGAACAAUUGCCAACAUCUAGCGAGGACGAGGGCCGGCCUGCGCCAAACAAGUUCAAGAAAUCAGCAGGAUCACCAACAGCGGAAAAACGAACACUGCAGAGAUCACCGCAGCGAGCAUCACCUCGAAAUUCAAAACGAAAUAGCAUUAAAUGAAUUUUCUCUUGCGUAUUAAAUAUUGAUG